CUAGCGGCAGCCAUCUUGGUGGCUGUAGGUUUCUUCUUGCUGCGGAGUGCUGGGUCAGAGAUCCUUCACCUGAACAGAAGCUCAGGAGCGCCUGGUGGGAGCUGAGGGGACGGACGGGGAGGCGCGAGAGGAGGCGCCCUGAGGCUCGGCGACGCCGCCCGGGGCCCCGCGCCAGGCCCGGGCCAGGGAGCGCCGCGCCCGGCGCCUCGUCUCCCGCCGCUCCCGGCUCCGCUCCGCCCCUGAGGCCGAUGGCGGCGGCCGCGCGGAGGGAGCCGGCUCAGGAGAGUUUGACCUUUGGAGACGUUGCCGUGUACUUCUCUUGGGAGGAGUGGAGGCUCCUUGAUGAAGCUCAGAGGGACUUGUACCACGAUGUGAUGCUGGAGAACUUUACACUCAUAUCCUCACUGGGUUGCUGGAGGGCAGCAGAGGAUGCGGAGGCUCCCUUUGAACACUGUGUUUCUGUAGAUGUGUCACAGGCCACGACUCCCAAGGCAGGUCUGAGAAAAAGUCAUUACACCUGGGGAGAAUGCAAGAAAGCCUCCAGCCCAAAGCACACACUUGUUCAGUACCAGGGAUUCCACGUUGGGAGACAGUGUUUUGUGUGCCAUGAAUGUGGGAAAGCAUUCAGGUACAAAUCCUCAUUUAUUGUUCACCAGAGAGUCCACACUGGAAGAAAGCUUCAUGUGUGUGGAGAAUGUGGCAAAUCUUUUAGGAGAAGCUCAAUGCUCAAGCAGCAUCAAAGAAUUCAUUCUGGAGCAAGGCAGUGCAAGUGCAGCAAAUGUGGACACUCCUUUCACCAAAAAUCUGUCCUCAUUUAUCCUUGGAGAAGUCACCCUGGGGAAAAUUAUUUGUGCAGUGAAUGUGCACACUCUUAUCACUGUAGAUCCAUCCUUAUUCAGCAACGAACAGUUCACACUGGAGAAAGGCAUUAUGAGUGUACUCAGUGUGGAAAAUCUUUUAGAAGAAUAUUUUACCUCAUUGUACACUGGAGAGUUCACACUGGAGAAAGGCCUUAUGAAUGCCGUGAUUGUGGGAAGUCUUUUACCAACAGAUUGGUACUCUUUCUCCACCAGAGAAUGCAUACAAGAGAAAGGCCUUUUCAGUGCAUUAAAUGUGGGAAAUCUUUUACCAACAGCUCAAGACUCAUUCUACACCAGAGAGUUCACACAGGGAAAAGGCCUUAUGAGUGCAGUGAAUGUUGGAAAUCUUUUAGCCAUCCAUCUUACCUCACUCAACACCAGAGUGUUCAUAGUAAAAAAAGGUCUUAUGAGUGUUGUGAAUGUGGGAAAUCUUUUAUCUCUUGUCCCGGACUUCAUUAUCAUCAGAGAGUUCACGCUGGAAAAAGGCCUUACAAGUGCAGUGAAUGUGGUAAGUGUUUUACCUCUAGCUCCCAACUCCAUUCUCAUCAGAGAGUUCACACUGGAGAAAGGCUUCAUCGCUGCAGUGAAUGUGGAAAAUCUUUUUCAUCUGGUUCCAACCUCAGUAAUCAUCAAAGAGUGCACACAGGAGAACGGCCUUAUGAGUGCAGUGAAUGUAGGAAAUCCUUUAUCCGAAGAUGUCACCUUGUUAGACACCAGCAAGUUCACACAGGAGAAAGGCCUUAUGAGUGCAGUGAGUGUGGGAAAUCCUUUAUCCGACGAUGCCACCUUGUUAGUCACCAGCGAAUUCACACAGGAGAGAGGCCUUAUGAGUGCCAUGAAUGUGGGAAAUCUUUCACCCUUAGGAGCACCCUUUGUGAUCAUCAGAGAGUUCACAGUGGAGAAAGGCCUUAUGAGUGCAGUGAAUGUGGGAAAUCCUUCAUCAUAAGAUUCAAUCUUCUUGUACACCAGAGAAUUCACACGGGAGAGAGGCCAUAUGAAUGCAAUGAAUGUGGGAAAUCUUUUAGCAUUAGGAGCACCCUUCGUGAUCAUCAGAGAGUUCACACUGGAGAAAGGCCUUAUGAGUGCAGCAAAUGUGGGAAAUCAUUUAGAGUAAAUUCUCAUCUCAUUCAACACUGGAGAUUUCACACUGGAGAAAAGCCUUAUAGGUGUAAUGAAUGUGGGAAAUCUUUCUCGUCUUCUUCAAGUCUUCGUUUUCAUCAGAGUAUUCACACUGGGUCAAGGCCUUAUGGGUGUAUCGACUGUGGGAAAUCGUAUGCCAAUAGCUCAACGCUUGUCCGACACUGGACAAUUCACACAGGAGAAAGGCCUUAUAAGUGCAGUGAGUGUGGGAAAUCUUUCAGGCGCAGUUCACAUUUCAAUGAACACCAGAGAGUUCACACUGGAGAAAGGGAUUAUGAGUGCACUGAAUGUGGGAAAUCUUUUAGGGAUGUUUCCCAACUCAAAAAACACCAAAGAAUUCACACUGGGGAAAGGCCUUUUGAGUGUAGUGAAUGUGGGAAAUCUUAUACUAAUAGCUCAACACUUACUCAACACCGGAGAAUCCACACAGGAGAAAGGCCAUAUAAGUGCAGUGAAUGUGGGAAAUCCUUCAUGAGUAGUUCACAUUAUAAUCGACACCAGAGAGUUCACACGGGAGAAGGGCCUUUUGAGUGCAGUGAAUGUGGGAAAUCAUUUAGGUAUAGUUCCCAAUUCAGUAAACACCAGAGAGCCCACACCGGGUAAAGGCCUUAUGAGUGUAGUGAAUGUGGGAAGUCUUUUACCCAACUCUCUUCUCUCUCACAACAUGAGAGGCUGCACACUGGAUCAUGGCCUUAUGAGUGAAGUAAAUCUGGGAAAUUCUUUAGCUGAUGUACUCUGUACCU
Equus quagga is the source of this 2743-nucleotide messenger RNA. RefSeq names its product zinc finger protein 420-like. NCBI's taxonomy places the organism in Eukaryota, Metazoa, Chordata, Mammalia, Perissodactyla, Equidae. Gene Ontology annotation, biological process: regulation of transcription by RNA polymerase II. The record is from RefSeq and is a predicted model, not a curated record. The transcript is spliced from 3 exons. Bases 249 to 2603 code for a protein of 784 amino acids. Gene Ontology annotation, molecular function: DNA-binding transcription factor activity; RNA polymerase II cis-regulatory region sequence-specific DNA binding.